UACUUUUCUUAAUCCUAUUUUCCCACCCUCUAUAAAUAGGACAGACCAAAGCUCAUUUAUCACAAUUCAAAGAGCAAAGCAAGAAAGAAAGAAUAUUCUAUAAAGAGAAAAACUCAGCUUAUACUUAGAAAAAGAAGAGUGAAGUUAUAAGAAAUGGAGAAUUUCCCAGUUAUCAAUUUGGGGAAUCUUUAUGGUGAGGAGAGACAAGCUACCAUGGCAAAGAUUCAUGAUGCUUGUGAAAACUGGGGUUUUUUCGAGUUGGUGAAUCAUGGAAUUUCACAUGAUCUUUUGGACACUGUUGAGAGGAUCAGCAAAGAUCACUACAAGAAAUGUAUGGAACAGAGGUUUAAAGAGCUAGUUGCUAGCAAAGGCCUAGAGAAUGUAUCUACUGAGAUUAAGGACAUGGAUUGGGAAAGCACCUUCUAUCUGCGCCAUCUUCCUACUUCUAACAUCACCGAAAUCCCUGAUCUCGACGAUGAAUACAGGAAGGUUAUGAAGGAAUUUGCUCUGAAGUUGGAAAAACUAGCGGAAGAUCUUUUGGACUUGCUUUGUGAGAACCUAGGCCUUGAAAAAGGUUACCUUAAGAAGGUAUUCUAUGGAAAUAGUGCACCAAACUAUGGGACCAAGGUGAGCAACUACCCACCAUGCCCUAAACCCGACUUGAUCAAUGGACUCCGAGCCCACACCGAUGCUGGUGGCAUCAUCCUCCUCUUCCAGGAUGACAAAGUUAGCGGCCUACAACUCCUUAAAGACGACAAAUGGAUCGACGUUCCACCUAUGCGUCACUCCAUUGUUAUCAACCUUGGUGACCAACUUGAGGUGAUCACUAAUGGGAGAUACAAGAGUGUGCUGCAUCGAGUCGUAGCCCAAACAGACGGGACUAGAAUGUCGAUUGCUUCGUUCUACAACCCUGCAAGUGAUGCAGUGAUCUACCCUGCACCGUCGUUGGUGGAGAAGGAUGCAGAGGAGCAAAAACCGAUGUUUCGGCAAAAAAUGAGCUAACCGGGCCUUGGAGGGGUGUCUGAGAACCUCGAAUUUGGGCCUUGAAUGGACCUGCAAAAUGAACCCCGAGCCCCGGGGGUUGAACCCGGGGCGGAGCCUCCGACGCCCAAGUUAGUUGCCAAACAAUGCAUAUUUUGAGAGGAGUUUAGGGGAGAGAGUGGAGGAGUAUGGUCAUCUUAGAUGAUAAGAGUGACCUCUUUUUACCUUAUGCCCUUUGAGGGGUAUUUAUAUGAGUACAUAAGUGGGUUUAUGAGCCCUAAAAUUACAUAUGUGGGCCGUUGAAGGCCAUAUUGAUGUAUUUGACUUAUUUGGGGCCUUUUAUACCUUUUUUAUGCC
Molecule: messenger RNA, 1338 nt
Organism: Chenopodium quinoa (quinoa)
Lineage: Eukaryota; Viridiplantae; Streptophyta; Magnoliopsida; Caryophyllales; Amaranthaceae
Product: 1-aminocyclopropane-1-carboxylate oxidase 4-like
Source: RefSeq, a predicted model, not a curated record